Molecule: messenger RNA, 2648 nt
Organism: Diprion similis
Lineage: Eukaryota; Metazoa; Arthropoda; Insecta; Hymenoptera; Diprionidae
Gene: gb
Product: Y+L amino acid transporter 2
Exons: 11
Coding region: 145-1644 (499 amino acids)
Biological process (GO): amino acid transmembrane transport
Cellular component (GO): membrane
Molecular function (GO): L-amino acid transmembrane transporter activity
Source: RefSeq, a predicted model, not a curated record
CAAUCAUCAUCGCUACCAAGUAGUUAACUCUUUUAUUUAGUCAACGUUCAGCGACCUGUAAAAGUCUGGUUGCUUCAGUCUGCUUCUCACUCUGCAACGCAGUGGAGUCAAACAAUAGGUGUGUUUACAACGAACACAUCCAAAAUGGUGAAACAGGUAACACAUGAGUCACCCAGUGAAAUGCAGCUAAUGUCACCCACCGAAGAUGGAAAGGCUCUUCCUGGUAGCCUGGAAUCUGGGCCUGAUAGAAUACAGAUGAAAAAACAGCUUGGCCUGCUGGAAGGAGUUGCUAUAAUUUUAGGAAUCAUAUUUGGAUCUGGAAUUUUUGUUUCACCAAAGGGCGUAAUCAAAGAAGUAGGUAGUGUUGGAUUAUCUCUCAUCAUAUGGGUCUUUUGUGGUUUGCUCUCUAUGGUGGGGGCGUUGUGUUAUGCAGAAUUAGGUACAAGCAUACCCGUAAGCGGUGGUGACUAUGCCUAUAUUCAUGAAGCCUUUGGUCCAUUACCAUCUUUUUUGUAUUUAUGGGCAGCAAAUUUGAUAUUCGUCCCUACAACAAACGCUAUUAUGAGUCUCACUUUUGCUCAGUACGUUCUCCAACCAUUCUUUCUGGAUUGUGAAAUCCCGGAUGAUGGUAUGAGACUCAUAGCUGCUGUCACUAUAUGCUUGCUGACUUUUAUCAAUUGCUACGAUGUUAAAGAGACAUCAAUGAUGCAGAAUGUGUUCAUGUUUGCUAAGGUUGCUGCAUUAGUUAUAAUUAUUAUCACUGGAAUCACCUGGUUAGGACUUGGGCAUACGGAAAAUUUCAAAGCUCCAUUCGAAGAAACUAAUACUGCUCCAGGAAACAUUGCAGUUGCAUUUUGCUCUGGUAUAUUUUCUUAUUCUGGCUGGAACUAUCUGAAUUUUAUGACAGAAGAACUCAAAAAUCCUUAUGUAAAUUUACCUCGUGCCAUCUACAUAUCACUGCCAUUGGUGACUUUCAUCUAUGUUCUUGCCAAUGUAGCUUAUUUAGCAGUGUUAACACCAGAUAUGAUGAUAGCCUCUUAUGCUAUUGCUGUGACGUUUGGGAAUCAAAUACUGGGCGUCAUGUCGUGGACGAUACCUUUAAUGGUAGCAAUUUCAGCUUUUGGUGGCUUGAGUGUCCAUAUCAUGACUUCUUCAAGGAUGUGCUUCGUAGGUGCUCGAAAUGGGCAAUUUCCAGCUAUGUUGAGCCACAUUAAUGUGUCCAAGUUGACUCCAACACCCGCCUUAGUGUUUUUGUGUAUUCUGUCACUAUGUAUGCUUUGCACGAGUGACGUAUUUGUGCUCAUUACUUACUGUAGUAUUGUGGAGACAUUCUUCAUUACAUUAUCUAUUGCCGGUGUUCUAUGGCUGAGAUAUAAGAGACCGAACAUGGAGAGGCCUAUCAAGGUUUCUUUGUGGGUACCUAUUACGUUUGUGAUGAUAUGUAUUUUCCUCAUUGUGGUAUCUUGCUAUCAGGCACCAUUUGAAGUGGGGAUAGGCACUUUAAUUACCCUGUCUGGAAUCCCUGCUUAUUAUAUCGGAAUUGUGUGGAAAAAUAAACCAAAGUCAUUUCAACGUCAGUAUCAUCGCAUCACCUGCACGAUGCAAAAAUUGUUUGUAGCUGCGAGGGAAGAAAGAGAUGAGUAAUGACUGAAGUUUUUGUAAUUCAAAACAGUAUUCGGUGCGUGCAUAAUUACUUAAAAAGCUACAGCAAUGCUUGUCAAUAAUUGGGUAAGGCUUUAUCUUCUUUUCAUUGUCACCAUUACUGUUGGAUUACUUGAAACUGUGUUUUUAUAUUGUAUUCAUUGUGAUUUUUAAUCAAGAGUUAGUGAUUGCAUGCUCUUUUGAUAUAAUUAUUUAUUAUGCUUUUUUGAUAUAAUAAUUUAUCUAAAAUUCAACGCAACUCGGGAAUGAGAAAACCCCUUAAGUUGAAUAUGGUAGUUAAUUUUAAAGCAAGUCAAAUGAAUAACCGUUUCAAACGUUUUCAAAUUUGUUUGCAGUUUGUCUUGUUAGUCAAGUUUAGUCAAAUCAUUUAAUGUCGAUAUAAGAAAAUUCAUCUGAUAUGUUUGUUACACUACUGUGGAAGUUUUUGCUGUUGCGUCAUUCUGCAGUAAGUAGUUUUUAUUAAAUUUAUCUAUCGUCGCAUGUAUGAAAUAUGACCAACAUAUACAAAUAUUGUUAGUAUAUCUGUCAUUAUCGUAUAUACGAUGAAGAGAGACGUAUAAAUAUUUUCAUGUUGAUCAUGGAAAGUUAUAUCGUGUAACGCAUAUCUCGUGAAUAUUUUCGUGGAGAAUAUUCAAGAAAUAUGUAAACGUUGAAAAUUUAUUUUUCAUUUUACUACCUGCGUGAUAAAUCUCUAUCAGCAAGCAAGUAUUAGAAUGCAUAGAAUUUAGAAAUUGUUAUUAUAAACUCUCCUGCCUAUAUUAAAGUGAAUCAGUUUUCCUGUGCGCAUAGUUCACCUAGGCUCAAGUUUUUCUGCAGGAGCCAAAUAAGUAAUCAAUAAUAUUGAAUGAAGCUCAACGUAAGUGGUUUCACACAUUGUACAAUUAAACUUACACAAGUGAAAUUUUUUUAUCAAAGUCUUAGUUAAGAUAAAAAUUUAUUUCUCACACUGAGAUAGAAUGCAAAUGUUGAGUUUCGUUUAUAGGAUA